AUGGCGGCCAUUUGCGAAAUAUGGCCCAUAGGGACGCCGUCGAUGGUACUGAACGUGCAGAUUGCAAAUAUGGGAGCCUCAAAAGAUUUCAACCUGGCCCGGGAUCGAGCAGCCCGAGUGCUCGGAUGCAGAGAUUUUCAUGUUGGCGGUUUGGAUCUGGUCAGCAAUAGAUGUACCAAUUACACCGGCACUGCUCAGCAAACAAUAGCCUACAUAGAAGCGGAAUUACAGAAGAAUCAUCACAUUAUGGGUUGGCUAUCGCCGUACAACAUGCGGCACAACUUUACACAAAAUUGGUACCUUGGUCAGAUACAGUUCUUCGUAAGCAGUCUUCAUUCACAGAUCAAAUCGAUUGAAAUCAGCCUU
This is a messenger RNA of Cooperia oncophora, 366 nucleotides long. The record is from the annotation of a GenBank genome assembly. Lineage: Eukaryota; Metazoa; Nematoda; Chromadorea; Rhabditida; Trichostrongylidae.